CGAAGAAGGGACAUUGAGUAAAGUAAGACUGAAUGUUGUCAGAGAGUCAGUUGAAAAGAACAAUGAAAAACAGAAUGGUUGUUGUAUGUGUGUUCGUCACGUGUGUAAAGGAUGUGAACAAACUAUAAGUUGUUGGUUAGAAGAGGCUGAAAGACGAGAACGAAAGCAAAUGCAGAAAGAAUUGGCAUGUAGGAAUGAAAUGAAAAAGGUGGAAGAGAAUGUGUGUGAGAAAACAGCUCCACCGGAGCAGAAUGCUACUAAUAAAAAGUGUGUUUGUGUUUUCCAACAUGCACCCGAGAUCGGGUCAGCACCGCCGGCUUAUAAACAUCACUAUCCCGUGGCAGAGCUGACAGCCCUGAAACUGGACCACGAUCUCGACUGCUCUCCGUUCCAAAGACCAGCACAAAAUGCAGCACGGGUAGCAAUACAAGCGGCAGCACGAGCAGAAGCAGAAGCGAGAGGAGCGCGAGCAGCGGCAGACGCAGCAGUGCACAUGUCACAAGCACAAGAAUUCCCACGAGUACCAAUACUGCCAGUACAGCAGGCGGCGGAAAAAUCCUCAGCGCUCGCUGCCACAGACAGCGAAGAAGAAAGGGAGGAGGACGAAGAACAGGAAGUUUUCGGGGACGCGUCUGAAAUGGUUCCCAGCACAACUGAUUCAGAAAGACCGAGCACCAGCAGGCCGAGAGUGACAAGAUCAAAGACGAUUAAAAGUGGAAAGAUCAGCGUCACAGCUCCGAAAGACACAGCGCCGAACAUAACAGCUCCGAUGGUCGAAGUUGCGGGUCCGGAUGGGCCAAUGCUGGUUUUUAGAGCUUGGACAAUGUCUGAUAUGAGAGACGCGAUGGCACAUCUACCGGAUCCGCAGGACGCGGGCGAAAAGUUUGCUAAAGAACUAUUUUUAUUGUGUCAAGAGUUCAGCCCGACUUCACAAGAACUGAGACGGAU
Messenger RNA from Sinocyclocheilus anshuiensis, 948 nucleotides. RefSeq lists its product as uncharacterized. Lineage: Eukaryota; Metazoa; Chordata; Actinopteri; Cypriniformes; Cyprinidae. The transcript is spliced from 2 exons. The annotation marks the transcript as partial. The record is from RefSeq and is a predicted model, not a curated record.